AUUCUUUCUUUCUUUCUAAAGUGUAUUCAUCAAGUCAAUCAUGUUAAGAACCAGUGCUAAAAGAUUCUAUUCUGCUCCUGCUAAUUUAUUAAAGACCCCAUUACAUGAAGCUCAUGUUGCCCUUGGAGGUAAGAUGGUGCCCUACGCUGGCUUUGAAAUGCCAGUAUUGUACAACAGUCAAUCCCACAUAGAUUCCCACAAUUGGGUCAGAUCUAAAGUUGGUUUAUUUGAUGUCAGUCAUAUGUUACAACAUAAGAUCACCGGUAAGGAUGCCAAGAGUCUUUUACAAAAGAUUACCCCAAUUGAUUUGAACAGUUUACCAAUGAACGAAUCUAGUUUAUCAGUAUUGUUGAAUGAAAACGGAGGGAUCAUUGAUGAUUGUAUUAUUACUAAACAUGGUGAAGAUAGUUUCUAUAUGGUUACCAAUGCUGGUUGUAGAGCUAAGGAUGUUGAGUUUAUCAAAAAGGAAGCUGAAGCAUUUGGAUCCCUGGUUAACCACAAUACCUUUGAAGGUACUUUAUUAGCCAUUCAAGGACCAAAGGCUCAAGAACUUUUACAAAAAUUCACUAACGAAGAUUUAUCCAAGAUUUACUUUGGCCAAACCAGAUUUGUUAAGUUGUCUCCAAUUGGAGCUACAGUUCAUUUAGCUAGAUCUGGAUAUACUGGGGAAGACGGGUUCGAAUUGUCUAUUCCUUCAUCUAAUGCUGCUGAAACCAAGGAUUCAUUAAACUUUUUCCAACUGUUAAUUGCUGAAUAUCCUGAUUUAGUCAAACCAAUCGGGUUAGCUGCAAGAGAUUCCUUAAGAUUAGAAGCAGGUAUGUGCCUUUACGGAUAUGAAUUAACCGAGCAAAUCACCCCAGUCGAAGCUUCCUUAUCAUGGUUAAUUCCAAAGGCUCGUCGUGAUGCCAAUGCAGGAUUCAAUGGUGCUUCUAAGAUUUUAUCACAAAUCAAUGACAAGUCUUUGGUCACCCAUAGAAGAAUUGGUGUUGUUUCUAAGGGACCAUCACCAAGAGAGCAUUUUAAGAUUUUCAGCAAUGAUGGAAGCCAAGAAAUUGGGUAUAUCACUUCCGGUUCUCCAUCACCCACUUUAGGUGGUAAUAUUGCCCAAGCAUAUAUCGACAAAAAGUUUAAAAUUGGCAGUGAUAUAAAGAUCGAAAUUAGAGGCAAGUUAAGAGACGGAAAGAUUACUAAAUUGCCAUUUGUUGCAAGUAACUUAUAUAAGCCUUAAACCUUAUUAUGUAAUUAAUUAUUCCAAAUUGAGUAAACCGCGCGUUCUAGACGUAGGAGGUGUUUAAUUGCAAGAUAAUACGACGCAAGGGGCAUCAUUCGUAAUUAAAAAAACGGAUUCUGAAUUGAAACAAUGACAGAUCGAAAAGUGUGACCGAUUGGGUUAAAUAAUGUGAGUGUACCGUUUUCAACUCC
Spathaspora passalidarum NRRL Y-27907 is the source of this 1422-nucleotide messenger RNA. RefSeq names its product glycine decarboxylase subunit T (gene GCV1). Gene Ontology annotation, biological process: glycine catabolic process. The coding region runs from base 41 to 1228 and encodes 395 amino acids. Gene Ontology annotation, cellular component: mitochondrion. The record is from RefSeq and is a predicted model, not a curated record. The transcript has a single exon. Gene Ontology annotation, molecular function: aminomethyltransferase activity; protein binding. Lineage: Eukaryota; Fungi; Ascomycota; Pichiomycetes; Serinales; Debaryomycetaceae.